AUGUAUUCUAGAAAGACAACCUACCUCUGGGCUCUUCUGGCCAUUGGCCAUACCAUUGUGUCGGGACUUCCAUCCCCUCAGCUCGACAACGAUGACCUCGACUGUGAACCAUGGGACGACGAGGCCGAUUCGACACAAAGCACUUCCUCCAUUCCAACCACAGCGACAGUCUCAGCAACGCCUCUGAUCUACCAACCAUCUAUCGCAACUACUCCUUCGCCUGUGACGUUCAUCACUUCAGUACGCAUAGCACAGGCCUCUUCGACUGGAAAUCCUUCUUCGACAAAUCCUUUUGUCGCUCCUGUCAAUUCUUUCGUUCCUGUCACCCCACCAAGCUAUGCUUUCUAUCUCCAAAGCAGUGGGAGUGGCAGCUCAGAUGGGCUCUAUGCUGCAGUCAGUGCCGGAGCUGGCGGCUUGGCCACAUUUACUGCAAGCAAGGAUUCAGCAACGAAGUUCACAAUCGACUCUUCUGGAGACCUUGUGGAACAAAGCCCUUCUCAAGGCUAUGUGGCCACAUUGGACCCAAUGACCAAUGCCCAGAAGGUGGGCUUUAAUGCAUACGGAGGAAGCAGUAGCCAAGGACGGCUCAACUGUCAGAGAGAAAGUGGGGUCCUCAGCUGCAAUAUGAAUGGAGUGCAGUAUCAUGCUGCCAGCUGUGGAGAUGAUGGAGCACUCUACUUUACAAUGACGGCCGCAGCUGGUUGUACCACAAUUGACCUUGUACCGGUCUUCCCCUGA
This is a messenger RNA of Aureobasidium musti, 738 nucleotides long. The record is from the annotation of a GenBank genome assembly. NCBI's taxonomy places the organism in Eukaryota, Fungi, Ascomycota, Dothideomycetes, Dothideales, Saccotheciaceae.